GGUGCAUGCAUAUGCAUGUGGACCCGAAAUCACAAACCUAUAUGACCCACGAAGUCAAUCAGUUACGGAUCCCGGUUAUUGCUCUUCCUGAUUGAUUGAUUGGUUCCCAGGCAAGUCUCGUCCAGUGGGCUGUUGGCUCAAUCUAAUCGAUCACCAUCGUCGAUUGCGGCUGCCGACUACUGCUCGAUCUGCUCUUAGCGAUGGCGGCGGACACGGCUGCGACCCGAUCGCCGGAGGAGCGAUCCAAGGCCACCGGCGGUGACGACGUUCAGGACGAGGAGAGACACGCCAAGAAGAUGAGGACCACUCUGGAAGGCGACGACGGCGACGAGGAGUUGGAGAUCUCGUCUCCGCUCCGCGAGCCCUACCUCCCCAAGGAGGUAGACAUGCGCGCCAACCCGCAUAUCCUCGCCGCCUAUAAGCUCGCCCGAGACAAAUUCCAUGAUAAACGAGAUCGCGAGGAGAAGCUGCUCCCCAUGCGCCUAUCAUCACGCUUCGGAUCGUCGCCCCUCCUCAUCCCCGAAUCCGGGAGGAAGGCCGUGCUCUCCACCGCCGGAUCCAUCAUCCGCCUCUCCUCCUCUCUCGGUGGCGAUCCGCUGGCACAGUCCGCCGGUUUCUGGAUCCACUGGGACGAGGGGAGCAAAACCGGCAUUGUCUUAACGACCGCGCAUCUGAUCCGCGCCAACAAGCCGCUGGCCAAAGACUACUGGGCGAAAAAAGACCGGUACCAGUAUCAUCCCGGUGCUCAAGUUACUGCUCACUUGCUCGACGACACCACCACGGAGGGCCGUCUGCUCUAUCACCAGGAGCAUUACGACCUUGCUUUCUUUAAGAUUGCAAUGGAUCAGAGUGUUCAAGUAGCCUCUUUCGCUGACACGUUCAACAGCGGCCAGCAGGCUUUGCGGCUCGGAAGAGAUGGAAAUUUGAUUUUAAGGAUAACUCUUGGCAAGAUGACACAAGGUGACUUCGUGCAUUUUUGCCGAGAUAAAAAAUACGAGGAGGCGGAGACACGGAAGAGAGAGAGUGCACGGAAUGGACCGGGAUAUACUUCAUACGCAUCAGUUCCCAAGUCUGAGUUACAUUCCGACGAUGGAGGAGAGCCGGUCAUUGACUUUGAUGGAAAGGUUGUGGGGAUGAUCAAUGAUUGUCAACGUGGGUCCUUUGUUCCUUUUUUCAUUUUGAAUAGGUGCAUGGAACUCUGGAGGAAUUUCGGGUGCAUCCCUCGGCCCCACCUUGGAUUGCAGUUUAAGGCCAUCAAGUUUCUAGAUCCCUCUCAUGUUGAGUACAUAUGGCGCAAGCUAAAAAUUGAUGAAGGUCUUCUUGUUGAAGAGGUGUCAAUGGGAUCUCAUGCUGAAAAAGUUGGAAUCCGAGUAGGUGAUAUUAUUGGCAGCAUUGAUGGAGAACGUAUUUCUACCAGAAUUGAGUUGGAAAAAAAGUUGUUGAGCAUAUCAAUGGGCAGUUUUCAUGGGGGAAAUGACAUUAAUGUCAAAGUGGACAUUUCUGUCCAGGUAUUUCACACGAACAACCGUCUUUGGAGGGAUAAACAUUUAAAUGUAAAUAUAUUGGAUCACCGAGAAGUUGUUGAACGAGCUUUUUAUCUCAUCACAAAUGGAGAAGGGUUUUCACCCCCUGUAUCACCUGACCAAGAUUAGUCAGAUUCGGAUUCGGACAAGUCACUUCGUUGUGCUUGCAAUAAUUCAUGUGAGGGUUUAUGUCUUCAAAGUAUUCUAUUUGUAAAAUGGAGGGAUAACAUCUAGAAUAAGACCAGAUUGUUUAGCCAAGUCCUAUAUUUCAAGGUCUUACGCAUGCCUAGAUAUUUAGGGGAGCUGAGACAAGAGUUUCAGUACUAAGAGGGGGAAUUAUGAUGUUGUGUUUGUGUGUGCUGCUAACCUCACCGCUCCUAGAAGAGGUUACCAUGGCACUUGUGUUGUAUGUAACCAAACAACAACACUUUGCAUCUCGGUAGAACAUGAUGCAGGCGACAAACAUAGGUGCCUAUGUUGCUGCUCGGACUGGCUAGAGGGGAUGCAGGCAAACAAACUAUGUGUAAAACAUGAUUUUUGACUUGCCACAGAUGCAAAGUGCCAAAAAUAACAAAACAUUCCUUACUUGUACUCAUCGGGUCUAUCCGCCUAAUACUGGAAAGAAAGAGAUUUUGGAGCAAGGAAAGGAAAGAAGAGGGGGGAAAGGGAGUGACCUCACUCAGAAGUGAUGGGCGAAGAGGUUAUAGCUCAGGCAACUUCAAAUUGAAUUGCAAAAAUGUCUUGUAUUAGAAACAUUUGUACUCCCUCUGAUCCAUAUUGCAUGUCGCAGCUUGGUACUAAAGUUG
Molecule: messenger RNA, 2329 nt
Organism: Triticum aestivum (bread wheat)
Lineage: Eukaryota; Viridiplantae; Streptophyta; Magnoliopsida; Poales; Poaceae
Exons: 11
Coding region: 201-1652 (483 amino acids)
Molecular function (GO): protein binding
Source: RefSeq, a predicted model, not a curated record